Molecule: messenger RNA, 447 nt
Organism: Dibothriocephalus latus
Lineage: Eukaryota; Metazoa; Platyhelminthes; Cestoda; Diphyllobothriidea; Diphyllobothriidae
Source: the annotation of a GenBank genome assembly
AUGAUACCUGUGUGCUGCGGAGCCGUCACUCUGAAGUGUCGCAUGUGUUGCGGUUGCAUGGAGCAGAUUCCAGAAUGCGUUCCCGGGACCACACCAAUCUUGCCGAAUUCCUCGGAUACAGACGUAGCCACACAAUCAAAGAAGACCAAGUGUUGCCCUUGCCGUACCUGCUGUGAUCAGCCCGUGGUUAAUGCUCUUUCCUUCUACUCCAACAGCAUCAUUGAGCUCGCUCAACAGAUCCAGUCGGAACGCCAAAAAGCUCUACAAACACCAAUUGGCAUUGCAUUUGUGACAUUCGACACGGUUAUGCAGGCCCGUCGCGUGCGUCGGGACUACCAACCAGCCCGGUGUGUCCGUAAACCUCAUGCGUCGGUGUUUUCCGAGCGACUUCGCAGCGACAGCUGGACUGUUGAUUACGCGCCGACACCCAACACCCUCAUAUGGUGA